Messenger RNA from Hypanus sabinus (Atlantic stingray), 1113 nucleotides. RefSeq lists its product as uncharacterized. The transcript is spliced from 2 exons. Gene Ontology annotation, biological process: modification-dependent protein catabolic process; protein ubiquitination. Gene Ontology annotation, molecular function: ubiquitin protein ligase binding; protein tag activity. The record is from RefSeq and is a predicted model, not a curated record. Bases 292 to 759 code for a protein of 155 amino acids. NCBI's taxonomy places the organism in Eukaryota, Metazoa, Chordata, Chondrichthyes, Myliobatiformes, Dasyatidae. Gene Ontology annotation, cellular component: cytoplasm; nucleus.
CACACACACACACACACACACACACACACACACACAGACACACACACACACACACACACACACACACACACACACACACAGCCCCUCCAUCCCGGUCCCAAUGUGUUAUUUACAUAUUUUUUGCCGCUGAUCGGAUCAGGUGCAAAACUGUUGAAGCUCAGCGGCUCACGGGGUCCCUCUCCCGUCAGAUGUCAGUAUUGCAGCUCAAAAUUCCUGUCACACAUUUCGAACUGCUCGGGAAAGAGGGGUCUGUCUUUUCCCGCUUGACUACAGAUCUUACGAUUUGACAAGAUGAGGCUUCAGGUGAAGUUUAUCACCGGCGAGGGUAUCGAACUUGAUGUCGACCCUUCCAUUCAAGUGUCGACUCUCAAGAUGGAAAUCCAGCAAAAGACCAACGUGCCCAUUUCCCAACAGCGUCUGCUGGUACAAAAUGGUCAAAGCGUGGAGAUGCAGGACAACAGAAGUCUCAGCUACUACAACCUCUACCCCAGCCCCACCGUGAUGCUGCUGGUCAGGAAAGAGGAAUCCAUGCAGAUAUUUCUCCAAAAUGACCAGGGGAAAACCAGGACCUACGAUGUACUGCCCUCUGAGACCGUGAAGAGUUUUAAAGAGCAGGUCCAUCGGCAGGAGGGCGUCAGACCCGAACAGCAGCGCCUGGUUUAUAACAGCAAUCAGUUGGAGGAUGGCCGACUGCUCUCCGACUACAAUAUCAGACCACGAACCACCAUCUUUCUGACACUCCGUCUACGUGGAGGCUGAUUUACUCCUACGGACAUUUUAAAAAUAAUUUAAUGGUAUUUAAUUGCAUUCCUGUAUUCUGUUGCUCAUUUGAAAUGAGACCAAUUCUUGGCACAUUGUUACUCUAUCCUACAAUGUUUUAAAACAAAUCCUAAUAAAAACUUGGAUUUGGUGGGGAUGACUUACUGCUUUAAGGUCCUCAAGAAUUAAUUGCUUUAGUUACUGCAUUCUUCCAAUGGACUUUUGUUUUCAUUUUAGCAUUAAAAGUUUAAUGAAAUCAGAUUAGAUGAAUUUUUAAAUGACUUGCAAUUUCAUUGUUUAAAUUUUCAAUAUGAUUUGAAAUGAUUUUUUUAAAUAAAAGUUCAAAUGCAUGAA